AAAAAUGCAAGAGAAAGGUCUAUUAGCUCCUCGAAGGUCAAGGCACAGGUUAACUCCAGGAACAGUUAAAUUUGCUGCCUUUCAUGUUCUCUCACUUGAAGGUAGCAAGGGUCUAACAGUACUUGAGCUAGCAGAAAAAAUUCAGAAAUCUGGUCUUCGGGACCUGACCACCAGCAAGACACCAGAAGCAUCAAUUUCUGUUGCUUUGACUAGAGACACUAAGCUUUUUGAAAGGAUAGCUCCAUCAACCUAUCGAGUGCGUACUGCAUUUAGAAAGGAUCCUGCUGAUGCUGAGUCCAUCCUUUCCGCAGCAAGAAAGAAAAUUCAGAUAUUUGAAAAUGGGUUUCCAGCUGGUGAAGAUGCUGACGAUGUUGAAAGAGAAGAGUCAGAAAGUGAUGAAGUUGAUGAGGAUCCUGAUGUUGAUGAUCUAGUAAACCCUUCAAGUGCUGAUCCAAUUUCUGGACAUUUUGAUGAACCAAAUGUUUCCACACCAAAUGGAAAAGAAAAUUUGGAUAAUGAUGUAAAACUUGAUCAAAAUGAGUUUGAAAUAGAUUUGCCUUGUUUUCCUGAGGAUCGUUACAAGGAAGCUGAUUGCCCUGGCUCUGUCACCGAACAACCUGUUGUUUGUGAAGAUUUGAAUACUGGAAAUCCUGAUCAAGAUAAUAUGGAAAUUGAUGAAAGUCAAUCUGGAGAAUCCUGGGUGCAAGGACUUGCUGAAGGAGAGUAUUCUGAUCUCAGUGUAGAGGAGCGUCUAAAUGCUCUAGUUGCAUUGAUUGGUGUGGCAAAUGAAGGAAAUUAUAUUCGUGUUGUUCUGGAGGAUCGUCUGGAAGCAGCAAAUGCUCUGAAGAAGCAGAUGUGGGCUGAAGCACAGAUAGAUAAAGUUCGUCUGAAAGACGAUACUAUUAACAAACCAGAUAUUCCAUUACUUAUUGCCAACAAAGUUGAAACACAUGACACAUAUCCUGCUGCUGUGGAGGGCAGUCAAAGUCCAAUGCUGGACAUCAAUAUUAAUAGUAUUAAUAUUGAAACAUCACCUGGCACUGCAGAAAACCAAAAGCCAGCACCUGCUGCACAGAGCUUGCAUGGUGAAAAGUCCUCCCAAAUUCAAGAUUUGUGCACAGGCACAGGUCCAGAUCACCCUCAGGUGCAGGUACCUCCACAAUAUUCAAAAAGAUCACGUUCACAGUUGAAAUCUUAUAUUGCCCACAUAGCAGAGGAGAUGUGUAUCUACAGGUCUUUACCCCUUGGCCAAGAUCGCAGACGUAAUCGAUAUUGGCAGUUUGUUGCUUCUGCUUCUAGCAAUGAUCCUGGUUCUGGUAGGAUCUUUGUUGAAUAUCAUGAUGGCAAUUGGGAGCUUAUUGAUUCUGAAGAGGCCCUUGAUAUUCUUUUGGCAGCAUUGGAUUCAAGGGGGAUCAGGGAAUCUCAUCUGCGCUUGAUGCUGAAAAGGAUUGAGAAGUCCUUUAAAGAAAAUGUUCGAAGGAAUACACAAUGUGCCAGUGCCAAAAUAGGAAGCAAAGAUAAAUUUUCGAUCAAAAGUGAAGAAAAUAAUGAACCAUAUUCAAUACCUGAUCGCCAUGAUGGAGCUGACAGUCCUAGCAGUACUCUUCAUAACUUGAACUCUGACAAAUUGGAAACAUCAUCAUCCUUCAAGGACUUUCGCUACAAAUAA
Molecule: messenger RNA, 1669 nt
Organism: Arachis duranensis
Lineage: Eukaryota; Viridiplantae; Streptophyta; Magnoliopsida; Fabales; Fabaceae
Product: homeobox-DDT domain protein RLT1
Exons: 5
Coding region: 5-1669 (554 amino acids)
Biological process (GO): regulation of transcription by RNA polymerase II
Source: RefSeq, a predicted model, not a curated record